AUUAGUUUUUGAACAACAACAACAACAAGAGAUCUAUGGCUGAGAGAAUAACAAUAAAAUUCCAGGUAAGUAAAGCACAUUGUUGAAUCAGUCAGCAGUUACAACACGUGUCCUCCACUGUUGCUUUGCUCUCCUGUACAGUAGGUCUAAUCAGGUCCUGGAAGUGAGUAAUAUGGAUUCAUGAGUCACUAUGGGGCAUCUUCAGACUCCUUUGUUCUGGGGUUGGGAAACACUCACUGUAUCUCCAGUGGCAACACAAUGUAACACCUAAUUUGAGGGUGCAGCACUUUAUUCAUGAAACACUAUUUAUACAUGCCAGGUUCACCCAAAUUGUUAUAGGUUCUGUCUUGUUUUCGUACGGAAAAAAAAAAAUCAAAUGAAGUGGGACCUUUUGCCAAAAUAUCCUCUUUGUUCGGUUCUGCUUAAAAAAAAAAAAAAGCUUGGCACAUGUAGGGCUAUAAACUUUAAUGACAAGUUUAAUUCAGAGCAAAUAAACUGCAACUGUGUUUUCAAUUCAAACACUUCUUUUUCUCCACAUUUUUAAAACAAAUGACUCAUAACCUUUUUGAGUGAUCGAAGGAGCUGCUGAGUGCAGAAGGCAGGAGGUUCUGAGAGACAAUACUGGAAUCCACAUGUGCCACUUUGCACAGUAAUUUUUUGCACAUUCAUUGCCUCUUGGAGAAAAAAAACAUAUUGCUGUAGGUGCAACAUAAAUUCAAUUUAGCUCUAUUGUACUGGGGUGGCAGCAGAAAUCUCAGCAACAUAUCUCUAAGUCUGGGUAAGUGAGAGCAAAAAUAUCCGCAUAUCUUGAAACAACACGGGCCAUAUGGGAAAAUAUUCUUUCGUAAUUUGGGUGAACUGACCCUUUUAGCAUGGAGUUCCUCAAGGCUUUUACUUUACAUCCAAGAUUGAAGUGCUCACUUGUUUCACCAAGAGGAAGGUCAAGCCUGAGAAGAACCACACUGCUUGUCUGCAGACCAGACUGUAUAGCUCAAGGGGGUCUGAGAGCGGAUAGGAGCCAGAGCUGCAGAGCAGGAGGAGGCAGAUUUGGUUUCACCCCUGGGUAUGCUGAGUGGAGGUCUCCCUCUCUCACACCAGGGCGAACAAUAUUUCAUCAUGUGGUAUGAACCUGCAGACAUGCCCAGAGGAUUUCACCACUAUACUCCUAAUGAUGGAAAAUUAACGCUCCACUGAACAGAGCUAAAUGCCCCCACUGACAACAUUUCCAAACUAUUUACAGCGUGGGCCUAAAAAGCAGCAAGUUAAAGGAUCACUCAGGAUAUAUUUCUGUUGAUUUGGGCGUAAUGAGGAAAACUUGUCAGACACGUUUUGUUAUGAUUUCCAUGAAGGGCAGAAGAUGAAAUAGUAAGGGAAAUUGUUAAAAAAAAAAAAAAAAAAAAAUGACGGGUGAUAAAAUACUAUGAGCUAUAAUUAUAAAUGAGAAAUGUCUCUCAGACCCUGAGGAGCGACAAGUGAGAAUUUGGGCGUUUUUCUUAGACUUGGGAGACAAAUGUAUCCACAAGUUUCACCUGAUAUGAGGAAACCCAGUGUGCUGAAUAGAGAAGCGGUCUUUACGCACAAUAAACAGACUCCACCCAGACAUGCCUGGAAGAAAAACCUCUUGGUACAGUAGGGGCUGGCCACUGACACAAGCUCCAUCCACGCCGACUGAUGCUCAACAGCCCCUGAUUAAGCUCCUGUGUUCAUAUUUUUACAACUUUUACGCGCAAGCAAAAUGAGAGCCCUCAUCUCAACAGUGGCGUUGUUGUGGGUGAUAGCAAUACCCUGCACGGAAGCCAUUCACGGAUUAUACAAUUUUGGCCAGCAUGAGUUAUUCUACAAAAAGAAUAACUGUAAGCCAAUUCCUGCAAACCUCCUCCUGUGCCACGACAUAGAGUACACGGAGAUGCGCCUCCCGAACCUGCUCGGACACGAAACCAUGAACGAAGUUCUGCAGCAAGCUUCGUCUUGGAUCCCGCUGGUCCAGAAGCAAUGUCACCCCGACACGAGAAAGUUCCUCUGCUCCCUUUUCGCUCCCGUGUGUCUGGAUGACUUGGACGAGCCCAUACAGCCGUGCAGGUCUCUGUGCGAGAGCGUCAAGAACGGCUGCGCGCCCGUGAUGUCCGCGUUUGGCUUCCCCUGGCCAAAGAUGUUGGACUGCGACCGUUUCCCUCUAGACAAUGACCUGUGCAUACCACCUGCAGGCAUCGACAACUUUGUGCCAGUCACCAAAGAAGUGCCCAGAGUGUGCGAUGCUUGCAAGGAAACAGAUGAAAAUGACAACGAAAUUGUUGACAAUCUGUGUAAGAAUGACUUUGCUCUGAAGAUCAAAGUCAAGGAGAUCUCCUACAUCAACGGUGACACCAAGAUAGUGCCGGAGACCAAGAGCAAGACCAUCUACAAGCUGAACGGCGUGACUGAGCAUGACCUGAGGAAGACUGUGCUGUGGCUGAAGGAUGGCCUGCAGUGCAUCUGUGAGGAGAUGAAUGACAUCAACGCUGCCUACCUGGUCAUGGGCCAGAAGAUGGACGGCCAUCUGGUCAUCACCUCUCUGAAGCGCUGGCAGAAGGGCCAGCGUGAGUUUAAGAGGAUUUCCCGCAGUAUCCGCAAGCUGCAGUGCUAGGAAGGGAAAAAAAACUGCAUGUGUUACUGUUGAAGAUAAAGUUCAGUUGAGCUCUUCCCCGUUCAAAUUUUCAUGAUUGGUUUGCAGUCAAAUAUAUCUUUCUAUAGAGCCCAGCAAAGAUGUUUCCUUGGCCAUGUGUCUUCCAUUGGUUUAUCAUUAAUAUCCUAAAUCUUAAAAACAAGGUGAUAUGGGGCACACAUAGGGUUGCAUGGCUGAAAUAGCUUGCAUUUAUUUGACUCUCCACUGUAAAUUUUAUGGAUUUUCAGUUUCCGAAAGGUGCUAUGCCCCAAUACACUCAAACUACAUUAAUCAAAAUAUUUUAAAAGCCAACAUUUGGUUGCUAAAAACACCAAUUAUAUCUGGUGCAAACACAAAGGUAAAUAAAUACAGAAAGAGAAGUCCCUAACGGUACAGUUAUGUGAGAUUCUGUGACUUUCAUCCAUUCACUCUUGUUCGUUUUGCACUGACCGCCCCCUAGUGGCCAGUUUUCAAGUGUCUUCCCUGGGAGCUGUCUUUUUUGCUGUCACCUCAUUAAUUAAUGCAGUUAAUUGCACUCAGCUGGUGUCCCAGGUACAGACGAGUCACUAAUUACAUGAUUAGAGUGAAAACUAGCAGCGCUUUGAAUCCAGGAUUAAAAAUGACUGACUCUAAUAAUCAUUGGCAGAUGUGGCCUACAGUUACAUCCUGCAGAUGUAGUUUAUCAUACUUUAAGAUACUUUUCUUUUCUCUUCCGUUAUCAGAAUGUAAGGUUUUUCUACCUUCUUUGAAGGGGCCUCAAACAGGGUUAAAUUCUCGGCAGAAUUUGUUUAGGGCAGUGGUCAGGCUUUAUUAAAAACUCCUAUUAAAAAACAACUUACAUUAAAAGAGUCGAAGGCCCUGACUGCUUGAGACAGGACUUCACAAUUCAAGUAUUAAGAUUUUUAAGAGUUCUGCGGGAUAUUUUGAGGGAGUCUUCCUUAAUAUGGUAUCAAAACUCAUUUCUGUCCUAGUUCUACAGACACAGUUACAAAGAUGGAGUCAUUGUGUGUGGUGCAUACCGAGUGAAGCUGUGAUUCCCCGUGUGUGUAGUGUGAUGUUCAAAGACAAAAUAAUGUUCGUGUUUUUGUAUUCCUACCGUUUUCUCAAGCAAAAAUGAGAGAUAGCUGGCUAUAUUCUCUUCCUGUUCAACAAUUGAUUAUUCUUGAUAAAACUUUUAUAGGCCUGAGCAACUGCAUACUUUUCUACCACAGUAUGAUAAAACAAAUAUUUUUCUACUCCAGACUUUCACAUGUCAUUUAAACUUUUAUGUAAAGUUUUGGUUUGCAUCUUCAUCCUGUUGUUUUAUGAGUAACACAAAUUGUAUUAACGCUGAAUAUCUGAGUUAUGGUUGAUAGUGUUGAUUUGAUGAGCAGUAACUUGAUAAGCGCAAAUAACCAUGUGGCAGUGUGUAUGUGUGCAUUGUAAAGUAUUUUUUUGAAAGUAUUACUGUGUAAAUAUCAAAUACUAUCUUUUAUUCUUGUAUAAAGUUUCCAGCUAUUAAAAGCUGCCAACAACACGUUUUGAAAUUACUCAUGAACGGAGUGUUGAGUUCUAAAAAUAAGAUAUCCUAUCAUUUAGAGGUCAAGUUCACAUUUGACUAUCAGCAGGAAACCAAUAUACUCAUGAAUAAAAGAGGAGUUAAAAAAAAAAUCCUGAUGACCGUAGUUAGAAGAUGGAAAAAAAAAAUCUACAGAAUGUAUUAUUAAAUGCCACCAUCUAGUGGAAGUCAAUGGUAACUGCAGACAGAUCCUUUUGUGGCAUUUAGCACUGUGUCUAAGGAUGACUAUUUACAGUUUUUUCAUCUAAAAUAUUUGCACCAUUAUUUAACUUAAGUGGGGGUUAUAAUGCUUAAAAAGAUCUGUCAUGCAGUCAUAUUGAAUGUAGUGUUUUCAUGCUUGCUUAUAGACAUGCCUUUAUUUUCUUUCGUUUUGACCAUGCAUUUCUGAGAAACAUCUAAGAAAUGUGACACCUGUUUUGUUCCUGAUACUCAUUUGUUUUUCACUACUUCGAUUACUGUGGGGAAAUUAUUGUACUGCAAGGCCCAAUGCUUUUUAAAAUAUUCCACAUAUCAUCUUUGCUCUUAAGUUUACUUCUUAUGUCCUACUUUUAAACACGAGUGCUCUCUUGCUGUUUUGUUUGGGUGAUGCUCUUCGUAACUUUUAUUUUGAUAAAUUCCAUAUACAAAGUCUUUACUUAAGAAAAACAGGCACAAUGUUAGAUCUGAAACAGACAGACUAUACGACUUAAUCUAGCGAUUUACAUCUUCAAACGGCUUGUUUCUGUCACCAACAGUCUAAAUCUCAAAGCAUCCAUAAGGAUAUAAACCAGAAAUGCAUACAAUUCUGACAUUUGAGAAGGUGGAAGAAGUCUGCAACUUAACCUCAGAAUUACUUAAAUGAUUUAAUCGUGGUGAUGAAUUUUCUGUCAACUAAUCGUUUCACUAUAACAAACUACUUGGGGCCAUCCACUGAGUGAUGUGGAGUACGUCCGCAGUAUGUAUCUCUAGAUUCUUCUCAUUCAUCCAGGUAUUGUGCUACCUUGAUGACUACGACUGUACUGACAUGUCAAAAUGAAUCAGUCCACUGGACUGUGUGAGUAGAUUUCCCCACGUGUUUUAGGGUUUCAUCAGCUCUGCCAAUUGAUGGGGAGUCCCAGACAUUUCACCUCUCAAGGUGAAUCACACUGGCACAUGAGCUGCUGAGGGUUGUUAUAUGAAUCAAGGUGUGAACCAAAAGAGAUGAGUUGUAAUCUACAGUCUAAAUGAUUUCCUCUCAUGAGGAAAGAACACCACAUUCAGGUUCCUCACUGGUGCUGCAAUGAAAGUGAACUGUAGCUGGUAUUGCCAAAAAGACUUAAAGUAUCAGUGACUUAAAACACUGUCCUCACAUUCACUUCUUCUACAUGGUUUCUAUACCACUUUACACCUUGAACUGUCACAUGACUACCAUGUGACUUCAAUGAGUCACCAACAGAUUUCAUGUGACAUUAUAGCAUGAUUGACCCAGAAAUACCUGGGACUCCCCACUGGCCAAUGGAACUGACGAAGCCUCUUGUAUGCCUGCCUAAAAGCCUUAACCCUACUCCUACAGUCUAGACAGGGGUUUCAUUUUGACCUGCCAAGCCUCAGAAGUAAAGUGUUCUUGUUGGUCAGGGUCCAAUCCUAAAGGAGUUUUGCCAAGUAGCUUUAGUAUUAACAAGAGGCUUAUAUGUAUUAGGAAAUGUGUAUUGUGUUUAAAGUUCCUGCAAAAGGCAAUACAUGUGUUCUUCUUCACUGCAUUUGUUUUGACAGAGCUAUUGCUAGUAGGUACUGACCAACAUUAUACAUUCAAAACAUAUGAUCACUUGGUAAAAUACAAAGCAGUACUGAUUAAACUACAAACACUAAUUAAAAUGAUCUCCACUAUAACAAGCGACAAAACCAAAAUGCAACUUAUAGCAAAUCAACAAUAUACAAUAUCUUCAGUAUUGACUUGGAACAUUGUGCACAACCAUUAAAGCAGUUGAAUACUUCUUCCAUGCAUA
Messenger RNA from Seriola aureovittata, 6163 nucleotides. It is a transcript of the gene sfrp2, whose product is annotated as secreted frizzled-related protein 2. Lineage: Eukaryota; Metazoa; Chordata; Actinopteri; Carangiformes; Carangidae. The coding region runs from base 1736 to 2623 and encodes 295 amino acids. Gene Ontology annotation, molecular function: Wnt-protein binding. Gene Ontology annotation, biological process: canonical Wnt signaling pathway; non-canonical Wnt signaling pathway; negative regulation of canonical Wnt signaling pathway. The record is from RefSeq and is a predicted model, not a curated record. The transcript is spliced from 3 exons.